This is a messenger RNA of Syngnathus typhle (broad-nosed pipefish), 2927 nucleotides long. Its product is annotated as occludin. Gene Ontology annotation, biological process: positive regulation of transcription elongation by RNA polymerase II; bicellular tight junction assembly; snRNA transcription by RNA polymerase II. Gene Ontology annotation, molecular function: cis-regulatory region sequence-specific DNA binding. The transcript has 9 exons. The record is from RefSeq and is a predicted model, not a curated record. NCBI's taxonomy places the organism in Eukaryota, Metazoa, Chordata, Actinopteri, Syngnathiformes, Syngnathidae. Bases 401 to 2011 code for a protein of 536 amino acids. Gene Ontology annotation, cellular component: transcription elongation factor complex; bicellular tight junction; membrane.
AUAAGAGUCAUAAUAAGAGUUACUUUUGUCUUGAGUAACUUGAGCGACUGUGGCAUACCAAGACUGACCCCUGGCGCUAGAACACAUGCAAUGUUGCGGGUGUGAUGCGGCCUGCCUGCCUGCCGACCUCAUCACCGCGGACCGAGUAGACAUCGAAACUCAUGUAGUCCCAAGCUGCUGUGCAAAACGCAAGCAGGCGCUGCAAGUGGACAAACACGCAACUAUAUAUAUUUCCCCCCCCCCCCACUUCAAAUGACCUUAAUGCCAAAACUACGCGGUGAAGAUAUCUAAGUGAAUUCGUUUGACUUUUAGGCAACUGCUUAAACUUGGAAUACUUUUUUUUCUUCUUUUUCUGCAAACCAGGACGGCCAGGAUUUUUGCCUCCCAGCGGUCCUCAGAGAUGUUUGACAAACAGCCCUACGAGAGUCCACCGGUGUACACCCCACCAUCCAAUAAUGGCUUUGGAGCAGCGGGCAGCUUCCACGCUCCUCUGAGCGAUUACAACGCUUACCCUCCGGCGCCGGGAUCGUACUACGUCGAGGACAAGCCGCAGCACUUCUACAAAUGGGUGUCGCCUCCGGGGAUCGUGAAGGCCAUGAUGGCUGUGGUCAUCGUGCUGUGCUUGGCCAUCUUCGCCUGCGUGGCCUCCACUCUCAUGUGGGACAUGCAGUACGGGAACGGGAUGGGAAUGGGCUACGGAUCGGGUUACGGCGUCGGAUACGGCGGCGGCAGCUACGGCUCAGGAUACGCUGGCUACGGCAAUUACGGCAACUACCAGGGCUCCUACGUUUCCCCUUACUCGGCCAAAACGGCAAUGAUCGCUAUGGCGGCUAUCAACUUCGUAGGGGCGCUGGGUUUCUUCAUCGCCAGUUUCUCGAAAGCCGGCGCCAUGCGUAGCAGAAAGUACUUUCUGAUCCUUCUGAUUGCCUGUAUCAUCAUGGCUGUGCUGCAGGGCAUCAUAAACAUUGUUUAUAUAGUUGGCGUGAACCCCCAGGCCCAGGGCACAUCCAAUGUGAUUUACAACCCCAUGCUCAUGAUGUGCCAGAGCCUCUACCAGACGGGCUAUUCGCAAAUGGGGGGAGUGGGAGGCUUCCCUAUAUACAACCAGUACCUCUACCAUUACUGCUUUGUGGACCCUCAAGAGGGAGUCGCAAUGGUGUGCGGAUUCCUGAUGGUGGUCGCCCUGGCUGUCGCCGCGUUCUUUGCGCACAAAACCAGAGGCAAGAUCUGGCGCUACGGCAAAAACAACAUCUUUUGGGUUGAGCCUCUGGUUGGCGGCAAGGCAUCGGAAGGCAGAGAUGUCGAGGACUGGGUGGACAAUGUGGAGGAAAACCGCAGCGUUCAAGACGCCCCGACCCUUCUGGUGUCCGAGAAAGGAGGUGGUCCGCUCAACGCUUCGGCAAACAGUGUCAUCUCCUACACCCCGGCCAAGCUGGACGGCAGCUCUUUCAAUGGGGACGCCUACGACAACAAUGAAUACUCUGAACGGACAAUCUCCCGGCCGUCAGAGGCUUUUUCCCACGGUGGGAGAACCAGCUCCAGUCCUUCAGAGGAGACCGGCAGAGGCCGCAAACCCUCGGCCAACCGGGCCAAGCGACGCAGACGUAACCCCGACAUGGACGAGUCUCAGUACGAGACGGAGUACACCACGGGAGCCGAGACGGGCAACGAGCUGGAUAUGGAAGAGUGGGAGAGCAUGUACCCCGAGAUCACAUCUGACGAACAACGUCACAGCUAUAAAUCCGAGUUUGACGCCGACCUAAGAGUGUACAAGCGCAUGUGUGCCGACAUGGACGACAUCAACGAUCAGCUUAACAAACUUAGCAGGGAGUUGGACACGCUCGAUGACACCUCUGUUAAAUAUCAGGGUGUAGCAGAGGAAUAUAAUCAUCUGAAAGACUAUAAGAGGACACCAGAGUACCAGUCUAAGAAGAAAGAAUGUCGCAGUCUGAGACACAAAUUGUUCCACAUCAAGCGCAUGGUGAAGAACUACGACAAGAGCCACUCAUAAGACUUAGGCCAUGUUGACAACGCUCUGCAAACACUCCAAAAUGCUUCGCUCACUCUCGGCUACGCUUGGACCACAGUUACUGGCUUACUGGGAAAGACACUGACACUGUUCUCUGAAGAACACAGAAGAAGAACACACUUGCACACAGGGAACAUUUUGGAUGUUGUAAUGAUGUCAUUAUAAUUUACAAUAUGGUUUAGAUAGUAUGUUUUUAUCUUCAUUUCAUUUAUGUGAGGCAACAUACCCAAGUAGACAAAUGACUCUUUGGUUGCCCAUUGUUAAUUAGAAAGUACACAACACUAUUGAGUAGAAUAUGUCACCUUUUAACCUUCAUUAGGGUAAUAAUAUUUGUAAUUUUUUUCUAAUUAAACUCCAUGCUGAAUACCAGCGUCAGUGAGACCAAAAAAGGUGCACCACUUUGACCACUUUUACUGUAAUUAAUUUCAACAUUUGUUUAUUCUCCAUGAAUAGUUUAGUGGUGAUUUGUGUUUAUAUUCUCUGUGGGAGGCAAAGGAACAAUUCUACACUAAUUGUCUAUUUGGUUCUUGAUUUCAUCUUUGUAUUGGAGUCACUUGUUCUUAAAUAAGUAGUCAUUUGAAAUCUUCUCCUGCCAAUUUGUGAAAAGAACAAUGUCUGACUGAUACCUAUGCAAAUAUUUGUAUGAAGUUACUUCAAUUACGUUUGGUAUUGUAUGGAUCAACUUAAUGCAUAAUGUUACAAUCAAUUGUAUAUUUUUUUAAAUUGUAUUUUUUUUUUUUUUAAAUUGUGAUCUGCCGUGUACAUGUACGUCUGUUUCACAAGAACAUUGUUGUCAUCUGAUAAACAUUUUGUGAACCAUUUAUUUUUGUAUGCAUUUUUUAAAAGCUAUUAUAAACCUUUGUAACUGACAGGCUAAAAAGUAUUGAAUUCAUAAAAC